Vollenhovia emeryi is the source of this 719-nucleotide messenger RNA. RefSeq lists its product as uncharacterized. The annotation marks the transcript as partial. NCBI's taxonomy places the organism in Eukaryota, Metazoa, Arthropoda, Insecta, Hymenoptera, Formicidae. The record is from RefSeq and is a predicted model, not a curated record. The transcript has a single exon.
AUGGCGAUCAGGGCGGUCAGGGGGUAUAGAACUAUCUCCAACGCGGCAGCCACAUUGAUGGCCGAGAUGCCCCCAAUAAUGAUGAACGCCCGUGCGCACGCUCAGGUGUAUGAGCAGGUAGCAGAGCGUAGGGCGAGGGGUAUCCCGGUACCAAAGAGGGGGAGGAGGCUCCUCAGCCUCCAAAUAAAGAAGGAAGUGAGGGAGGAGUGGCGGACCUGGUUGGCCGACCCGAGACGGCCAGGCCAAAGGACGGUCCAGGCCAUCCUCCCUCACUUGGAUGCCUGGGUGGACCGGGCAUGGACACGGGCGUCGUACAGAACAAUGCAGGUGCUCACCGGGCACGGGUGCUUCGGUGAGUACCUGCAGAGGAUCCAAAAGGAACCCGAUCCGCGGUGUCACCACUGUGAUGAGGUGAGGGACACGGCGCAACACACGCUGGAAAGCUGUCCAGCGUGGGAAGAGGAGCGCCGUGUCCUCACAAGUAAAAUAGGAGGAGACCUUUCGCUACAGGCCGUAGUGAAGGCGGUCACAGAACGGGAGGAGGCGUGGGAUGCCUUCGCGCUCUAUUGUGAGAGCGUGAUGGCGCAAAAGGAGCACGCGGAAAGGGAAAGGAGGGGGGAGAUCAACCCUCCGGACCCACGGCCGGGAGGGAACGGCAGCCAAAGGGGUGGGCGGCAACGCAGAGCCCCCCGUGGCACACCGGCGCACCUGCGCAAAUG